Striga hermonthica is the source of this 876-nucleotide messenger RNA. The record is from the annotation of a GenBank genome assembly. Lineage: Eukaryota; Viridiplantae; Streptophyta; Magnoliopsida; Lamiales; Orobanchaceae.
AUGGCUGCCUCCGCCCUCUCCUUAACUCUAACUCCAAAAACCCUCUCCAUCCGCCGCUUCUACCCUUCGUCCGCCGCUCUCUUAACUCAAUGUUCUCUCAAACCCUUACCCAAACUGGUGCUCGCGCUCUCUCCUACAAAAGGUCACUCAAACCUCAAUUUCACGUUCGUGCCAAAGGUUUCGUUGACAUCCCAAUUAAUGGAAGAGGGGGAAGAAGACGAAGCCUUCGAUUUGUCGGGCCUCGGGCCCGACGAGCCCAGCUUUCCGCCCGAACAGAAACUCUACGUGGGGAACGUGCCUUUCAGCGUAGGCAGUGAUACGCUUGCUGGGUUGUUUCAGCAAGUCGGGUCCGUUGAGAUGGUUGAGGUUAUCUUUGACAAGAACUCGGGGAGAAGUAGGGGCUUUGGUUUCGUGACUAUGUCCUCGAUCAAGGAAGCUGAAGCUGCCGUUCAGCAGCUAAAUGGAUAUGAACUCGAGUGUCGUGCUCUGAAGGUUAAUUCCGGUCCACCGCCUAAGAGAGAAAAUUCUCCACCCAGAGCAUUUGGGAGUCGUGGAUCAGCUCAUUCGAAUGACCUCAACACACUUUUCGUGACUAACCUUUCAUGGGGCAUUGAUAAUAUUACUCUCGAGAAUUUCUUUAGCAAACAGGGUCGGGUCAAGAAUGCUCGGGUGAUUUGUGAUAGAGAAAGUGGCAGGUCAAAGGGAUUCGGGUUUGUUACUUAUCAUUCCCCCGAGGAGGUCAACAGGGCUAUUGCAGCAUUGGAUGGUGCAGACCUUAAUGGGAGAUCAAUACGGGUUAUGAUUGCUGAAGCUCGUUCAGUGCGUAUGCGGUAUGACAUAAGAGAUGGUAUGGUUCAAGAUCAGUCCAAGCCAUGA